ACAAAACCCUUAGAAGAUCCGAGCUCGAGUGGAGCACGGUGACCUGCCGAUACUCGGAGAUUUUUGCUGUAUAUAAGGCAAUGCCACGAGCCCGUGGUCGCGGUUGGGGCAGUAGCCGUGCCCGUAGUCGCAGUCGUGGUCGCGACAGUGGUAGUGGUCGCGGUCGUGGUCGUGCAUGUCAGCGUGCCACUACUACUGAUCUUGGUUUGGAUGAGGCUCCUAUCUCCCCAUCUGAGUUGAUACCGGGAGCUCAGGUUGGUCCCAGUAUUGGAGUCGGUGGUCAGACUGAGGGACAACCUCAUCUUGUUGCAGCUCAGGUAGCCGUACCAGCCAUUCCUACAGCAUCGUUUAUUAUGGAAAAGGCCCGUAUUCCUUUGCUUGCUAGUUCAGCAAAGGAUCGUUUUACGCUGUUCCAUGGAGGCACCGAUCCUUGGGUGGCGCGUACAUGGUUGGAGGAUAUUGAGGGCACUUUUGGGUACAUGUCCUGUUCAGACACAGAGAAGGUAGAGCUAGCCGCUUAUCAUUUUCGAGGGCAAGCAUCCACAUGGUGGAAGAUGCAAAAGACAGUCUUUGGGGAUCAGAUUAUCUCUUGGCAGUCUUUUCGAGAGGCGUUCGAGAGACAGUAUUUUCCUGCAGCAUUUUGUGUUGCUCGACGCCAGGAAUUCAUGAGUCUCAAGCAGGGUGACCGAAGCGUGCUAGACUAUAGUGCAGAAUUUAGCAGACUUGCUGAGUUUUGCCCACAUAUGGUUGCUCAGGACUCAGACCGUAUGUUUCACUUUACACAGGGACUGGCAGCAUAUAUUCGGAUCAGGAUGUCUGGAUUUCCUGUUACUACUUAUCGAGAGGCACUUGAUCGAGCCAUAUUUAUUGAGAUGACUCAGCAGCAAGUCUCUCAAGAAAGAGAAGCCAGCCGACAGACCUCGCAGAGCUCACACUCUAGACAGCAGAGUCGAGGUCGUCGAUCUCGUGGUCAGGAUACGACUAGAGAGUCUUCACGGUCACGAAAGGUGGCCAAAGUAUCACAUGGAUCUAGUCGCCCAGUUCCAUCACAGCGGGGCCAGAUAUCGGUGAAGUGUUUUCAAUGUGGUGCACCAAAUCACCUGGCAUCAGAAUGUCCACUGGAUAAGAGUAUAUGUUUUUAUUGUAAACUGCCAGGACAUAUGCAGAAAGAUUGCACUUUGAAGGCACAACAUCAAGCAGGAGGAUCACAGUCUCAGCAGGCUCGACCUACCUCACGACCUCCACAGUCUCGGCAGCAGAAAGGCCCGCAGAGAUCUCAGCAGUCUCAGCCACGAAAUCCCCCACCUACACAGUCUGCUCACCAGCCACAACUCUAUCAUUUGCAGUCCCAAGUGGAGAGUGAGUAUCACUCAGUACCUCCACUUCAGCAGUAUCUGCCAGCUCCAUCUCAGCAGUACUUGCCAGCUCCAUCUCAGCAGUAUUUGGUAGCUCCACCCCAGCAGUACUUGCUACCUCCACCCCAGCAGUACUUGCUACCUCCACCCCAGCAGUAUCAGCCACCAUUAUCUUAUCAGCCUUCGACCCAGUCAUACCAGCCUUCGCAGGAUCAGAGUCAGCCCUCUUCUUCUAUCCAGAGGGGUCAGCCAUCAGGUCUUGAGCCGGGACAUGUUUAUGCUUUGACUCGUGAGGAGGCACAGCGAGCUGGAGGAUCUGUUAUCCGAGAUCCGAGCUCGAGUGGAGCACGGUGACCUGCCGAUACUCGGAGAUUUUUGCUGUAUAUAAGUUUUGCAGACACAGGGAUCCUUUUGAUAUUACUGUUGAUUUUGGACUUUCAUAGAGUUG
Zingiber officinale is the source of this 1803-nucleotide messenger RNA. RefSeq lists its product as uncharacterized. Lineage: Eukaryota; Viridiplantae; Streptophyta; Magnoliopsida; Zingiberales; Zingiberaceae. The transcript has 5 exons. The coding region runs from base 81 to 1709 and encodes 542 amino acids. Gene Ontology annotation, molecular function: zinc ion binding; nucleic acid binding. The record is from RefSeq and is a predicted model, not a curated record.